UUGAACAAUUGUUAAAUAUGAAAAUGAAAUAAAUAAAGACAAUUUAAAGUAACAUUUGAUAUAUAUUGAAUGAAACGGAAACUUAAGCAUGCUUAUAAAAUAUCAAAAACCUCCUUCUUUCCACCUCAUAUUUUUGUUUUGAACCAUUAACUAAAUCAACCCCACUUAGAAAAGACUCCACCAUUCAUCAUUGACUUCACAACCUACUCAAAAAUACCUCAUCAUAUCCAUGGAACAAGAACAUCAUCUUCAAACAGAUGCCCAACCUACAGAUGAACCAAUCAGUACUGGCAGCUACUGUAUCGAAAUCCAAUCAUCAUCUAACACCAACAUACCAGAAUCACCAACUAAUAUCACCAUCCAUGCCCUCCAUAUUUCCAUGCUCCUCCAAAAUGAUAUUCAAGGGUUCAUGUCACAAGAUAUCAACUUGUCCGAUCUUCGUUCGGAUACUAAUAAAAACUCAAUUUUUCAUUUAGCAGCGAGUAUUGGACGAUCAGAGUUCAUUAAUGAGUUCGCCAAUGAUAAUCGAAUGCUUCUAACGUUACCGAACUUGAAUGGUGAUCUUCCAAUUCAUGUUGCAGCAAGGGCUUGCCAGUUUGAGGUUGUUAAAAAUUUGGUUAGGGUUUCUGAAGAGAUUGGCUCGAUGUUGGAGGCUAAAAAUGAGGAGGGGAAUACGGCUCUGCAUAUUGCAUUAGAGAAUCAGCAACAGGAUAUGGCUAGCUUUUUGUUUAAAAAAUGCCCGAAAACAUUUUAUAGCACCAACACACACAAGAUUUCUCCUCUUUAUUUGGCUAUUAAAGCUGAAUUUUGGGAUCUUGUGAAUGAUAUGCUUGAUCGUGGUACAACUGACACUGAGGCUGACACUGAUGAGGCUGAGACUCAUUUAAUGAAUGGGUACUCUGUUAUCCAUGCUGCAAUUGUUGCCGAAAAUAUAGAUAUCAUGAAAAAGAUACUCGACCUUUCUUCGGAUUUAAUAAUGUACCUAGAAGAUGAACAGAAAAGGUAUCCAAUAUCAUAUGCUGCUUACACAGGCUUUCUUGAAGGCGUUAAAUAUAUCCUCCAAACCUAUGAAAAUGAAGCCCUUAAAAUGGAUGCUAAUGGUUGGUACCCAAUUCAUUGGGCUUGUAGUGGAGGCUACCUAAAAAUAGUGAAGUAUUUUUUCUUCUCGAACUUACCUAAAAAGACAUGGUUACUUCUAACCGAAAACGGACAAAGUAUUCUUCACGUUGCAGCAGCAUGCGGAAGAACAGAGAUUGUUAAGUUUAUUUUACGACAACCCGAAUGCGCGACGAUGAUCAACAUGAAAGAUAAAAAUGGAAAUACUCCUUUGCAUUUGGCUUCCAUGGGAAAACAUCCUUGUGUUGUUUAUGCAUUCACAUGGGAUGAUAGGGUUUUGUUGAGACUUCAAAAUAAUAAAAGAGAAACUGCUCUUGACUUGGCUCACAAUUAUGGGGAGUAUGCAUCGUUUAAAGAGCGAAUGACAUGGAUAUCCUUAAGAUACGCGGGAGUUCCAAACGCCCCACAAUAUCACUACUUUAAUGACGUACUUAUAAUGGAGCCGACCAUGGUGAACACUACCCCUAGUAACCACAAUAACAGCACAUCCACAGCUUUCUACAUAGUCGGAGACCAACAAGCCCACCCCCUAGUCAAUAACAAUUCCUACAAGAAAAGGACUAAAUACAAGGAAAGAAUCAAAACACUCCUAUUGGUUGCCACUCUCGUAGCCACCGUCACAUUCGCUUGUGGAUUCAGCAUCCCAGGUGGUUAUAAAAAUGACAAUCCCAACUCAGGGACGGCUACCUUGGCUCGUAGACUUGCCUUUCAAGUGUUCGUUGUUACUGACAUUCUCGCCAUGUGUAGUGCCAUUCUCUCGGUCAUUUCACUAUUUUGGGCUCAUUUGGAUGAUCUAAGUCUUGUGCUCUUGUCGCUACGCUUUGCGCUGCCUUUGCUUGGAUUCUCUCUAGCCAUGAUGUUGGUUGCAUUCAUAUCAGGUUUUUAUGUAACGGUUCACACGUUAGUUCCUUGGUUAGGUGUUGUAGUCUUAUUUAUAGGAGGCUUCUUUAUAUGUACACUUUUGAUUUUUUAUAUUCCUCUCUUUUUACCUUUGUCUCGUAUUAGGAAUAAGUGUUUACGUUAUUUAAUUCAUAUUCCCUUUACCCUUAUGUUAUUAGCUUGUGAUAAGGGUAAGAGUGGACCACAUUAUUCAUUUUAAUUAUAUUUUUCUUAAGAUCAUCAAUUUUUGUUUUAUUUAACUGGUAAAUGUAAAAUAUUAUUACCUUUGUUGGAUAUUGUGGCACAUAAUCUUAUUUAGUUUUAGUUUGUGAAAUGUAUUGUGAGUUUUUUUUUUGCCAUGCUUGGGAGUUGGGAUAAUAUGAAUUAGGUUACUACAAAAAUGUUAGAACAAAUUAUGUUGUUAGCUAAUCAGAAGCACUCUUUGUUGAGCAUUUGAUGUAUGCACUUUAUACUAUAUUUUUAUGCUCCUUUCCCUUGCAUUUUAUGGCAUUUUGAUGUGUGAUUUCGCAUUUUCCAUGUGGUUUUACGCUUGGUUGGAGUUUUUGUGUGUCUUUGAUUAUUUCAGGCCAUUUUACUCCACUCUUAUAUUGGAAGCGGAUCACUUCUGAGCAUUAGGAUGCGUGCUUCGAGAUUUGGCAGAGUUCGAGACCGCACUACGGCACUUUUGUGAGCUCACGGGUCCAUUCGGAUAUGCUUUUAGUCCCAUUGGGUCUCGUUUGUACUUUUGUCGUGUUCUAAUGAAGAAAAAUAAGCACAUAAUGAUGGGCCCGGGUGGGUAUUUUCAUAACCGAGCGAUUUCAAUUGAGAAAUAGGAAUGUAAGCCUCCAAGCCCAGGACCCGGUCGGGUAUACUCUAAAUCCGGUCGGGUCUGUCAAUAAUCACUUGCAUGAAUGCUCAGCUUACGGACCCGGUCCGGUCUUGCCUAAACCUGGUCGGGUCCUGCGAUUUCUGCUCUCUGAAAACUCCCAGCAUACGGACCCGGUCCGGUCUUCCAGAAACCUGGUCCGGUCCUGCUUUAAUAACCGUUUUUCGCACGGUUUAUAUUUUAUCAUUAGGGAAUGUAAUAGACGAGGAGAGACGUUGUUCCUUUUUCUUUUUCUCUGUAUUGAGGGUUUGGUA
Messenger RNA from Amaranthus tricolor (Joseph's coat), 3135 nucleotides. Its product is annotated as protein ACCELERATED CELL DEATH 6-like. Gene Ontology annotation, molecular function: protein phosphatase 1 binding; protein phosphatase regulator activity. Lineage: Eukaryota; Viridiplantae; Streptophyta; Magnoliopsida; Caryophyllales; Amaranthaceae. The transcript is spliced from 3 exons. Bases 230 to 2215 code for a protein of 661 amino acids. Gene Ontology annotation, cellular component: plasma membrane. The record is from RefSeq and is a predicted model, not a curated record.